AUGGAAAACCGCAUCAAACGGCGCGUGAUGCGGCAGCUCCAGCGCGAUAUCAGCCGCGACAUCCAGCAGAUGCUGGAUGAGCGGGAUGUCAUCAUUAACAAGCUCUGUCAGGAGAAUCGAGAGCUGAAGGAGAUCGUCGCGCAGCGCCUUGGAGGGGUGUUUCAAGAUAGCGACCCCCAGCUCUUCACCCUUUCUCCCGACUAG
Molecule: messenger RNA, 204 nt
Organism: Phytomonas sp. EM1
Lineage: Eukaryota; Euglenozoa; Kinetoplastea; Trypanosomatida; Trypanosomatidae
Source: the annotation of a GenBank genome assembly